CGCUCCCAGACAGCUCUCUCUUUUCAUCAGUCUGCCAUCCACCUGUCUUUCCUUUCUCUCUCUACCCUCUUUUUCAACUCAUCACCCUGUUUCUGCUCGGGGACUCUUUUGUGUGCGUGAGAGAGUGUGUGUGUGUGUGUGUCUUUGUGAGUAGGAGUGUGCGAGUUUGUUUUCGUGUGUGCGUGUGUGUUUGUGUGUGUGUGUACGUCUGGACUGAUGGCGCUGGGAAUGCCGCACUCGGACGCGAAGAGUUCCCUGAAUGGGAGCGCGGCGGACAUGGAGCAGAGCUGGGAUGCGGAGGGCCCUCCACCGCCCCCCAUGCAGAGCUACCUCCUUCUCACCAUCUUCACCUGCUUCUGUCCAGCCUACCCGGUCAACAUCGUCGCCCUGGUCUUCUCCCUCAUGUCGAGGAAAAGCUAUGAAUUGGGCGAUUACGAGGGCUCGAAGCGGCUUGGCAAGCAAGCGUUAAACGUUGCGAUCGCCUCUGUGAUCAUUGGCAUCCUCAUCAUCAUCAUCUUCAUCAUCGUCCAAUUCGCCAAGAUUGACCUCUGAAGGAACACAUUUCUUGAGGGUGGAGGCAUCGUUUCUUAACCUGUGCAUCUGUGGGUGAAUAUGCAUGGACAGGAACCCUAACUUUACGGACUGAAAAAAGGGGUUUGGGGAACAUCACUGGAAUGAAAUCCCUAUAGUGGUAAGGUCUUCCAGCCCAACUUUGGUUUCCAAGGAUGGUUUCACUGUCCUCGGCCUUGCAGGAGCUCUCUUAGGCUGUGGAUCUGACCAUCAAUGGCUGACCCAGGAAUAUAUUCAAUCAAUGAAGGUGUCAGGAAGCAAACACUUCUGUCAUUCAGCUGGCUUCAAAUGGGUCAUUCUAUGAAACAGGUGCGAUUUGCGUCUAUGACAUUUGACGAAAUGCAUAAGGCACAAACUUGAGCGAAAGUGUGUUUCAAAAGCCUAAAGCUAAUAAUUCAAGGGUUCUUGUUAACAUGAUGUAUAAGAAACUAUUCUUACAGAGUAUUACACUGUUUUAACCAUUUUACACAAGUGCAUGGCCAUUUCGUGUGUCCGGGUUGACCAACAUGCCAUUUACAUCAAACAUAUCACCACAUAAGUGUUUUACCUUAUUUUCAGAAUUAAAUCUAUUUUUCUGAUGACAUUAGACAUAUUUAUUCAGAAUAAUAUGGUUAUAUAUUUAUAUAUAUUUAUAUUAUAUAUUAGGUAAAUAUUUUAGGAUUUCUUUUGUGUGUCCCUUGGUUUGACUUACCAACCUGUCAUUAACUUGUUCUGUCUGUAAAUAACACAGCGUUUUCUUGAAAUUAUAUCACAAAAACACUUUUUAAUAUUGUCUGCCUGUAGAGCACCCAAGAAACUAAGCUGAAUAAUCUGACAUUCUUUUACAUUGUUUAUUUGUUGUCUUUUCAUUACUAUGAGUGGGUCUGUCUAGCUUAAUCCAACCACCCUGUCACGCAAAUUAGAUAGGAAUGAGUGUAAAGUUACUAAUACAGUAAAACACUAUCAUUGCUAAGCAAAUUACAUUUGUAAUUGAAG
Molecule: messenger RNA, 1545 nt
Organism: Sardina pilchardus (European sardine)
Lineage: Eukaryota; Metazoa; Chordata; Actinopteri; Clupeiformes; Clupeidae
Product: transmembrane protein 233-like
Exons: 3
Coding region: 217-552 (111 amino acids)
Cellular component (GO): membrane
Source: RefSeq, a predicted model, not a curated record